AACGUCAAUACAUCAACACCACCAACAAAGUACAACGAAAAAUCAUGGCGACGGACACUGAAGAGUAUCUCAAGACAACAUUUGAUUCGCUGCUGCACCGACUCGGCGCGGAUCCAGAUGUGCGCGUGCUAUGGGCCGAUGCCAUGAUCCAAGCCUACUCUGAGCCUCAGCGCUACUACCACACAAAAGAACACAUCUACGCCAUGCUCCAGCUCUGCCAGAAGCACGCGUCCGAGAUACGACAUCUUAAUGCCGUGCAGUUGGCCAUAUUCUUUCACGACUGGGUGUACGAUCCCCGCCUCAAAGACAACGAGGAACGGUCUGCGGUCGUCUUUAGACAGUUUGCCUCGCAGAUCGAGCUGGAUAUGCGGUUGCAAAAUAGAGUUGUCCGUUAUAUUGAUGCCACAAUUACCCACUCCAUUGUUCCCGAUGAAGAUCAGGCGGAUGUUGGCGACUUGCGCUUAUUUUUAGACUUUGAUCUGGAAGUUCUGAGUAGGGCGGCACCGGCGUAUGCGAAAUACGCUGGCGAGAUUAGACACGAGUAUAACCAUAUGUCUUGGAAUAAUUACAGAAACGGCAGAUCGCUUGUUUUGACCAAGUUUCUGGAACGGCCGCAGCUUUACUUUUCGUCGUCGUUUAGCGGUAUGGAAGCACGAGCAAGGGAGAAUUUGAAGCGCGAAAUACAAGGUCUAUCGGAGAAGCGGUUGGAACUUUAGUAUCCUUUGCUUCUAAUAUGACUGGCUUUAUAUUAUUAAUAUUAUUAAUAAUUUAAGUUCUAUGAGGCGGCUGCUUAUUCUCGGCAGUUAGUCGUUAGGAAAUCGUGGGAAGAUGCAAGAUGUAUCUAUAUAAGAAGAGAAGUAUCAAUCAGUCUAUUUAUAUUGCAUUAAAAACAAAUCAACUACAGAAUAUAAUAAUACAAGCUA
Molecule: messenger RNA, 923 nt
Organism: [Torrubiella] hemipterigena
Lineage: Eukaryota; Fungi; Ascomycota; Sordariomycetes; Hypocreales; Clavicipitaceae
Source: the annotation of a GenBank genome assembly